This is a messenger RNA of Dentiscutata heterogama, 201 nucleotides long. The record is from the annotation of a GenBank genome assembly. NCBI's taxonomy places the organism in Eukaryota, Fungi, Glomeromycota, Glomeromycetes, Diversisporales, Gigasporaceae.
AUGGGACAUGAUAUUGAAUCGGGUGAGGAAAUACAAGAUGCAAUAAAGGAUCUGGCAGGAACUCAUGUUGCAAAUAUCAUACCCAAUCAUGAAGCAAAUUGCAGAUUGGGAACGAUGCAUGGAAUUUCUAACUGGCAUGAAUGGGCUUGGCCAGAUGAAGAAGAGGAAGCCGGCUAUAUUUUGGCUAGGUCGUUACCAUGA